AUGGGGCUCCAGUUAAUGUCUCGGCAGCUGGGGCUCCAGUUUUGUGUCUCGGUCAGUGGUGCUCCAUUAGUGUCUCGGUCCCUGGUGCUCCGUUUGUGUUUGCGUUUAGUUGGGGCUCCAGGGGCAGUUAACAAAGACUUGCUUGACGUAAGUACAUCUUCAAUAGCACCUACAACGACUACCACCACAGAGGCCCCACAGCUCACUCUUCAUAUCGGGAAUAACACCAUCAGUAAUGUGUGCAACAUCUCCUCCGAUGAUUACACCAAGCUAACUUCUUUCUAUCCUCAACACUGCAUUAAAGAUGAAGGCGAAUCAGAGGGACAAGAUGCAGGAGGAGCUGUUGUUGAUAUUGAAUCUGGGAAUGAAACUCAGUCAUGCCACACAAGUGUUGACCUACCAGAAAUGGGAGCAGCAGAACAAGAACACCUGUCAUCCCUCUCUAUAUUUCUCAUACUUUGUGUGCUUGCUGUAUGUGUGAUAUUGAUCUUUUUUCUUCUGAAGACCAAACUCAACUACCUCCCGGAAAGUGUAGCCUGCGUUAUAGUUGGUGGUGUGAUUGGUUUGGUCCUGAAGAUUUUAUACAGCCAACACAUAGCAAACUGGCAGAAAGAGGAAACUUUCUCUCCCACUGUUUUCUUCCUGGUUAUCCUCCCGCCCAUUAUAUUCGAGUCAGGCUACAAUCUUCACAAGGGCAAUUUCUUUCAAAACAUUGGCUCCAUAGUGGUGUUUGCAGUGAUGGGCACACUGAUCUCUGCACUAAUUGUUGGGGGAGGGGUUUAUCUCCUUGGGCAGGCUGAUGUAGUAUACCAACUGAGUUUUGUAGAGAGCUUUGCAUUUGGCUCUCUUAUAUCUGCUGUGGAUCCUGUGGCAACAUUAGCUAUCUUCCAUGCCUUAAAUGUGGACCAGGUGCUCUACAUGCUGGUGUUUGGAGAAAGUAUCCUCAAUGAUGCUGUCUCCAUUGUUCUCACCAGUACCAUCAUUGAAAUGGCCUCACCAACUAUGGCAGCCAUGGGAUCUGGAGAAGCAGUGUUGUACACUGUGUGGAGGUUCUGUGUCAUGUUCUUUGCCUCAGCAGGUAUUGGUGUUGCCUUUGCUCUGCUGAGUACUCUCACCCUCAAGUAUGUUCCUCUCAGGGAGUACACCUCCCUGGAACUCUGCAUUAUCAUCAUCUUCAUCUAUGCUCCAUACACCCUUGCAGAGGGAAUACAUUUGUCAGGUAUUAUGGCAAUUUUGUUCAAUGGGAUUGUGAUGUCACAUUACACACACUUCAACCUGUCACCAGUGAUGCAGAUAACCAUGCAACAUCUUAUGAGAACUUUGGCCCUUAUUGCUGAAUGUACUGUCUUCAUAUACCUGGGACUAGCACUUUUUAGCUUCAGACAUCAAUUCCAUUUGGCUUUAGUGUUAUGGAGCAUUGUUCUAUGCCUAUUGGGUCGUGCUUUGAAAUUUUUCACUCUCCUGGUUGUUAAUAAAUUCGUUGACCACCAAAUCAACUACAAAAUGAUGUUUAUUAUGUGGUUUAGUGGACUACGAGGUGCUGUUGCUUAUGCUUUGGCCCUGCACUUGGAGUUCAGCGAUGAAAAACGUCAUGUUAUAGUAACAACAACACUUACCAUUGUUUUGUUCACUAUAUUCUGUCUUGGGGGUUCUACCAUGCCUCUCAUUAAGUAUCUUAAGGCUGACAAGCGGCAGAGAAACAGACGACCUAAGGAGCGUGAAAAGGAAAUGACCUUAAGCAAAACUAGAGAAUGGGGACAAGCAUUAGAUUCAGAACACUUAUCAGAGUUUACAGAGGAUGAGAGUGACACUCCAAUGGGUGCUCAAGUACGAGGAUUCCUCCGCCUUGACAUUCUGUAUCUUCGUCCCUUCCUAAUUCGCCGUGUGACACAUCAAGAGGUGCGAUCACAUGCCAAUGACCUCAAGAAACAGUGCUACCAGUCAAUCAAUGUUCAAGCUUCAGAGUCAGAAGAAGAAGAAGAAAUCUUUACAGCUCGGUAAAGAUAUUCACCAAAAUUAAGCUAAAUUGUCUACUGGGUACUGUGUAUAUAUAUUUUAUUAAUGUUGCACUAAAAAAGAAAGUGUCUAUAAAUAUAAUUUAUAUCAGUUUAGUAAAAUACUUUAUAUAGUUUUCAGUAAAUACAACUGUAUAUUUAUUAAUGUGUGUGUGUGUGUGUGUGUGUGUCACUGGAGCAAAAAAAAAAAAAAAAAAUAAUUUAUGUACCUUUUUACAUUCAUUCAGUUGCUAUCUUUCCACAGUGUGCUGGCAUCACAAUUCAGGUUACACUUUGCUGCAACAGCCUCACCCUUUCUCAGAGUGCAGGCAUUGCCCUUCCCACCUCCAGGUCUGGCUAACCGGUUUCCCUGAAUUCCUUCAUAAAAGUUACCUUGCUCACAUUUCAGCAUCGUGUCCAUUCACUCCAGUCUAACAUGCUCAUACAAGUCUGCUGGAUGUUGAUCAAGCCCCAAAACUCAGAAGUCAGAGGAAAGUGGUAGGUAAACCCCCCACUUUCUUCCAGCUGUUCCUGGGACAAACCCUACACCCUCCUACUCUCCACCCUAGAUUUAUACUCGUCAUUCUAUUCCUUUUCAUCCUUUCUACAUGCCCAAAACAUUUCAACAACUCAGCCCUCUGAAUUAUACCUUUGGUGACCCCACAUUGCCUUUUAGUUUCUGCACUCCAAAUUCUAUGCACGAUAUUCACACCACACACUGCUCUAAAAUGAGAGAUCUUCAGUGCCUCGCUUCAGUGUUCACAGCCUAUGCCUGACACCCACAAAAACAUGUUUGUACCACUGUACUCGCGGUAAAUUCCGAUCUUUGCCUACAUAGUUCUACCGUUCUUUUCACAUAACCCAACUUCCCCAUGCCUUCCCUCAUAUAUUGCAUGAUUAACAUUAUCUUUCAUGUCUAAGCACAUCUUCCUCCAUACGCCCUCCCUCCAGUCUCAUAUUUAAUGUAUCACUGCCUAGACUUUUUGUUACCCUUAUUACCUUGCUCAGUGGCAGUGCUAAGGGAUGCUUCAGCUAUCCAAAAUAAAAAUAGUAAUAAUAUUGCUACUUUGUCUCCUAGCCCCUCCUUCCAACCUGAUAGCUUCCUUAAAGUCCCAGUAUAGAAAUUCUGGUGCUGCCCUGACAUUGCUCUUUUCCAUAUUCACUUUUAAUUUCCUUCUUUUACAUACUCCUCUCAAUUUCAUCUACCAACUUUUGCAACUUGUCUUAAGAAUCUCCCAAAAGAAGUGUGAUUCAUCAGCAUAGAACAACUGUGGCAAGUCCCACGCCAUUUCCCCACACCCUGGCAUUCAACUUUUUACAACCCCAUCUAUAAAUAUGUUAAGCAAUCAUAGUGAAAUGCAUCCCUGUCCAAGUAUAAUUUUCACUUGGAAGUAGUUACCCUCUCUUACAUGCACUAACCUGAGCAUCACAUUUUGCAUAAAAACUCUUAACUGCAUUUAGUAACCUAAAUCCUAUUCCAUACCCAAGUACUGUAUGUAUAACUAUAGGUUUAGUGUUUGCCCCCCCCCCUCCCCAGCAGGUAAUAAUAAUAAUCCUACUCCAUACAUUUUCAACAUCUGCAACAUGGCUACCCUAUUAUAUGCCUUUCCUAAAUCCAUAAAUGGAACUAAGAGCUCUUUACCCUCAAGUACUGCUUACUUAAAUGCUUCAAUGUCAACAUUUGGUCUACAUAUCCCUACCCUUAAUAAAUUCUCCCUGCUCCUCUGAAAUCCUAAAUUUUGUCUUAUCCCCCUAUUUUUAUUAUUUUUUUUUAUUAUCACACCGGCCGAUUCCCACCAAGGCAGGGUGGCCCGAAAAAGAAAAACUUUCACCAUCAUUCACUCCAUCACUGUCUUGCCAGAAGGGUGCUUUACACUACAGUUUUUAAACUGCAACAUUAACACCCCUCCUUCAGAGUGCAGACACUGUACUUCCCAUCUCCAGGACUCGAGUCCGGCCUGCCGGUUUCCCUGAACCCCUUCAUAAAUGUUACUUUGCUUACACUCCAACAGCACGUCAAGUAUUAAAAACCAUUUGUCUCCAUUCACUAUCAAACACGUUCACGCAUGCCUGCUGGAAGUCAAAGCCCCUCGCACACAAAACCUCCUUUACGGAGUCCAGUCCCUGGACCAGUUAUGUACCUCUGUAAUCUUUUGACUACUGCCCACAGGAUGGGUAUGGGGUGCAUAAUAAACAUAUUAAACUAACUAACUAACCCCUCCCUCCAACCUUUCCUAGGCCGACCCCUACCCCGCCUUCCUUCCACUACAGACUGAUACACUCUUGAAGUCACUCUGUUUCUCUCCAUUCUCUCUACAUGUCCGAACCACCUCAACAACCCUUCCUCAGCCCAUUUACAACAGUUUUGGUAAUCCCGCACCUCCUCCUAACUUCCAAACUACGAAUUCUCUGCAUUAUAUUCACACCACACAUUGCCCUCAGACAUCUCCACAUAUCCCCCUAAUCCUUUGAAUAAUGACUACCAGAAACUACCUGGUAUUCUCAGCAGGUUUAUUCCCGUGAUUGUUACAUUCUUUCUUUUUCCCUUUUACGAGGAAACUAUCAUGCUUUCUGCCAAUUCUUUAGCAAUUUCCCGUCUAUCAUGAAUAUGCUGAACCCACCAACCACUCCAACACUGUUCCCACCCUCUUUUAACAUCUGUCUGAAUCCCAUCUAUCCCAGUGCUUUACUCCCUUUCAUUCUUCCCAUUGUCUCAUGCACUCUCCCCACAUUCACCUCAGGCUCCCCUUCACGAUGAUAUCCCUUCCUGCCCCAUUAUGAAAUUACCACCUUCCUUUAUCAUCAAUAUUCAACUUGUCAGAAUAUGCUUUACAUCUUUCUAGUACCUCCACCUCCCCAUCUAGUAACUCCCCUCUUUCAUUUUUAACUGCAAAGUCUAUUUGCUCUCCAGGCUUCGUCACCUUAUUGAUCUCUCUCCAAAACAAUUUUUUUUUUAACACGCUGGCCGUCUCCCACUGAGGCAGGGUGACCCAAAAAAGAAACACUUUCACCAUCAUUCACACACAAUCACUAUCUUUGUAGAGGCACACAGAUAUGAAAGUUCAGAUGUAACUCCCAACAGUAAAUAUCCCAAACCCCUCCUUUAAAGUGCAGGCAUUAUACUUCCCACUUCCAGGACUAAAGUCCGGCUAACCGGUUUCCCUGAAUCCGUUCACAAGAUAUUACCCUGCUCACGCUCCAACAGCUCGUCAAGUCCCAAAAUAAUUUUCAGCAAUUUACUGAUAAAGACUUGCCUGUUGGUUCUCUUUUUGCACUCCCUCACCACUCUUACCCUCCCUCUUUCUCUCCAUAUACUCUGCUUUUUAACAUUUUCACAUUGCAAAAACCUUUCAUUUACUUAUUUUUUCUCAUCCACCAAUCACUCCUCUUCCCACCCACACCCACUUUGUUUAGAUCUGUCUGAAACACUCUCUCAAUUCAUUUUCAUCUUACCCAUUGCUGAUAGUCUUCUUGUACUCCAUCUACCCCUUUUACUAUAGAACCCCUAAUAAUGAUCUGACAUUUCUGUUGCUCCUCUAAAGAAAUGCUCAUCCAUAAGUCUGCUCAUUACCCUUUUGUCUACUAAUACAUUGCAUAAGCUGUUAUCAUUGCACUAUAUCAUAUCUCUUAUACUUACAAGUACUGUCUACAAGCAAAUCCCUAUAUGCACACAACUCAGUUAAGGGCCCCAUUAUCAUUUAUCCUUAGUACCCCAAACUUACUUAGUUGAGGGGUAAUCUGAAAUGUGAUGUCAUCACCCUUCUGGUGAGAGAAUGGAUAAUUUGUAACUAAUGUAAAUAUCAAAGAAGGUACUGAACCCCCUGUGUCUGUGUCUGUCCAGCAACCUGUUUUAUACAGGCGAUGUCUGCAGGUGUCACCAGCUGCAACGUGAACUAUAAUUUUUUAUAGCUCAACCUUUACCAGCACAAGUAGAGCUCUAGCUCAAGGCCCUUUAAUGCCAAUGUCAAUGUUCUUUGAAAAAUUGUAAUGGAUGAUUAUAACUAAAUAUGCACAGUGCGCACACAGCUACAGUUUCAAUCCCCACCCGAUUUAUCUUUGAUAUGUAUUAGACUAGGCGAAUCUCUAUCCAUAGUUCAUCUUACUGCAGACACCACCAUCUCAUCAAGGUAUUAUACAGUGCAGCACUACUCUAUUUCUGUAUUUGCUGGUACCUAUUGGAAUGCAUCUCUCAGAAAUCUGAAGAAGUUACUGUAUUACGUAAUGCAUGCUGAGACUUGCUACUAUUGUCAGGGGUUAAUACACUAGAUUAUCAUCAUCAAGUUAGGCACUGAACCCAAAAGGGUCGUGCAGUACUACACUUUCCCGUCUUCGCAUUAGGCAACUACAGUGCCCUAUUUCAAUUACCUAUUGAAUUAAGCAUAUAAAUAUGAUCUUGUGCCAUGAAGUUGAACACACAAGUAAUUUUGAUUAAACUUGUGUUGUUUCAUUAAGAGUAAAGCUCCCAUGAGUGAUUUAGUGCCUCCAAAUUAGUUACAGUAAAUUAGAUCACAACUCGAAAUCAAAGGAGUUCAAAUUAUGCAUUGUACCAAUGCUUUUACAAAUGUGUCAAUUUGCUCAUUGUAUCAUAAUACUGUAUAAUGUAAUUAGUGUGUGUGUGCGCAUUUGUGAUAUAUAAAAUUAAUUUAGUAUCUUAUUUUCAUUUCAACAUUUUCUACUGUCUAAUAACUAUUAGUCUCCUCUAGACACUGCUGUAUAAUCCUUAUGGGUUUAAUGCUACCCCAUGAUUAUAAUCCUCUAGACUAACAUCUUUUCACAAUUCAAGUCAUAUAUCAUUUCAGAUUCUCUCUUUUAAUCAUUGUUCCUAAAGAUGUAUUCUCUAACUCUUCAUACUUGGGUAUUCUCUUUGUUCAUGUGAAAUUUCUCAUUCUCUACAUAUGCUUUAUCUGUCUACAUACACUGCUAUUUUGUCAUGUGUGCCAUAUUUUUCUUAUUUAUCCUUUAUUAUUUUGUCCACACGUAGCUCUAAACCACAGCAUAUCACACAUCCUUAUCAUUACCAGUUUUUUCCCCAAUUUUUAGCUUGUGCAUAUUCUACAGCCUUCAUCUAACAGGGGGUCUUUGAUGUUUCUCCAGUGCUCUCGGUUAUUUUGAAAAGCUGAUCCAAUCACCCCCCCUCCUCCCAUUAAUUUCACUGUUUACAUCUGUGAUUCCCUCUAUAUCCACUUAACUAUAAACAGGACCUUCCAUACUCAGAUCAAUUCUCUUGUAGUAAAUUCUACAGCAACUCUUUAAUAAGAUCAGCCUAGUACUGUAGUAGUCUACAAACUGCUAGACUAGGUGGGAGAUACAAAAGCAGUUAAAAAUUAUAUACUAAAACUCACAGCACUAUACCUGUGUAAUCUUGUCGAGUAGGCAGAAGGUGUUGCAGCUAACUACAGAUAUUGCCUGGGUAGUAGCAAGACCCAGAAUGGUUUUGCUCAGUGGCAGCUACAGCAGAGGGAGGUACAUAAUUAUAUAAUGUGUAUGGAAUCAGUAGAUCAAGAUGUCACUGCUGCAGCUAACUUGAGAUGCUCAUUACUGAGAUCUAGAAUAGUCUUGUCUGGCAGCAGCAGCAGAGGGAGCUAUAACAACUGGGAUGAUCCCCAAAAACUUGCAAGCCUGUCUAGCUGUAGCUUUCGUUACCUCUCCAAGCCCAGCCUCACUCCAACAUUUGCUACAAUUUGUCAGUUUAUUAAACUUGAACAUUAAAGCUUAAUUUAAAUUUUGUAUUCAUUUCUUGAUGUUUUGCAACUACAGUACUAAAAUAAUACUCCCAUUUUCUCUACAUACCGUUCUUUCUUUAUGAACAUUUACGAGGAAAAAAACAAAGGAGCAUAAAUACGUAUAUGAUGCUCUAUUUCACUCACUGACCAAAUUAUAUUUAUUGCAUUUGAGCAAUUGCCCAGCUAAAAAAAACAAUAUAAGGGAUGAUAUUGUCAAAAUAGUGGUUAGUUAAUCAGAAACACACAUUAUAAGGCCUUAAUUUAUGGAAUUCCAAAGAAUCCGAUCUAUUUAUACUACCUGUUAUCCUGGAGCAGUUUGAAUAUCUAAUGUGUUAUUCGAUUGCUUUGGAUCUGUCCUUAAUUACCACUCUUUCAUUGUUAGCGUUCAUUAUGGCAUGUCACUUAUGUUUGUAUUAUAAUUUUGCAUACAUUUUCUUGUUCUACACAGUAAACCCUUAAUUUAAUGAAUGAUUUGGAAACAAAGUCAGUUGGUUGUAGAAUUACUUGUCCAGUAUUUACAAUCAUGGCCAAAACAAAUUCUAUCCACCCUUUCCCCCCAUUAGUCCAUUAAAUCAAGAGUUUACUGUAUUUGGAAGUUUAUAUUACAAUAAUUAUUAUUAAACUAACAUUUUCUUGUUCUAUGUUUGAAAGAUUAUAUUACAGUAUAAGUAAACUAUUCAUUUUAUAUAAGGUACAGUAGACAUUCAUAAUUCGCACAAGUUACAUUCCUGAAACUUCAGUAAAAAUGAAUUCUGCAACUUAUGGAGUGAAAAACACGUGAAAAAAAUAGGAGCGAGUUCCUUACACCUCAUGAAAUCCAAACAAAUAAUUUUUACUAUCAUUUGUCAGUGAGGAUGCUCUGUGAAAUACCUGAACUCUAGUAAGGCUCAGACUGUAAAAGGGAAGAGCAUUUGUAGCUAAAAAAUGGUUACAUUACAGUAUUUGUUACAUGCCUUCAAGUUGGGUUGGUUAUGCCUACCUUCCUGAAGAGCGGGGUUGUGGCCCUACUGGGCCAAUGUUGAUAGGGUUGCUGUGAUGUUGAAGAUUGGAAUUCAUAACUGGAAUCUUGAAUCUUGGGAUUCAUAUCCAGAACUAAAUGUGCACUCAUUUUUGGGCUCUCCUCCUUCCUUACACAGUUUUAUAGUAUAAAAUUUUUCAAUAAUAAUAAGAUCAAGUGGAACAGCUUUUUGUUUUUUAAUCCACACAUUUAGUACUGUUCUAUUUAGCUGUAAUAACCUAUUCCUCAUUCUGUUCACUAUGUCACAUUGAGGAUUACUUACAAAAGCCUUUGUUCACCUCAGUGUCAAAUUGAACAGAUCAUCGAUCCUCUAAUACCAAACACUCAUACUGUAGCCACAUGUGCACUACCCUUCAGCAUCUCAAUUACCUCCAUUUUUUUUCAAAAUAGGCACAGUUCACGCUUAAUUUUCUACCUUGCUUCAUCUUUGCUUCAUUUGGAUGCCAUGAUAAAUAUCCAUAGACAAGAUGGGAUGAUGAAAAGGAGGAAAAGCUGAGCAAUGAGCACUAAGUGAAAAAUCAUAUGGUAUACAUCCAGAUAAACUGAUCUGUGUGAGAGGCUGUUUGUUUACAUCUCCAUUCACCCUACAUUGCACAUCUAAAACAAUGAGUUGCCCAGUGCAUAGUGAUGGGACUGCCUGCCUGUCUUGUUGCAGUUAUUUAAUGGAAAGGAAUUCCACUAGAGCAUGCCUCAGUGAAAAAUUAAGGUGUGCUUUAUGGGUAAUGAAAAUCUAAAAUUAAAUAGCAGAAUAUUGAAAAUGCAAACUAUAAUUGUGCAAUUUAUGGUUGUCUACUGUACAAUAAAUGCACAAUAUUAUAUGCUGUUUUCUCAUGCAGGAAAGUGGCUACAUUUAUCAAUGCAGUUAACACAUUUGUGUUAAUUGCUUAGCUAAGCUUAUGCAAGAUAGUUUUACCUACUCAGAAAACUAAAAUAUUUUAAUAAAACUUCAUACUUUUUCUCUUAUCACAUGGUGCAUUUUUGGCCAUAUGUCUGCCCAUGAAAGAAUCUUUCUCUUAUGGUGCAGUUAAUCCAUGAUGAUAAAGAUUAUAAGUUUAAGAAUAGUCACAAUACCAUGGUUGGAAUAAAUCAUCAAAAAUCCACAUUCAGAAGAGGAACCUGAUGACAGCGUUUGUCCAUCCUAGACCAUUGUAAAGUCACAACUGCAGAUUUUUGGUGACUUACCCUUAAGUACUGCAAUUAAAGAAAAAGUUAAUGGUAUACAAUAUACUGGUUAAUUUGGUCUUGUAGGAUACUGGUUCUGGCAUUAUUAUGGAACAAGGAUUUUAAGCACAGUUCUCAGUUAAGCUGUCUACAAUGGUUUCAUUGCUACGGCACCUACUCCUUACUACAGGCAAGGAGUGCGAAGGUUGUAUUGUCAUUUAUAAUGAAGUAGAUUUCUUAAUUCACAUUGUGUACUUAAGUGUUCUAACAUUUGAUCACUGUCAACAAGUAGCCUAUUUACACAGUCUGGAAGGGUUUCAAAUAUUUUAAAUGAUUUGGGGCAUAUCACCAAAAAAAUUAACCACAUUAUUAAUAAAUCUUAAAGAUACA
Messenger RNA from Cherax quadricarinatus, 10286 nucleotides. NCBI's taxonomy places the organism in Eukaryota, Metazoa, Arthropoda, Malacostraca, Decapoda, Parastacidae. The record is from RefSeq and is a predicted model, not a curated record.